Messenger RNA from Aspergillus novofumigatus IBT 16806, 914 nucleotides. RefSeq lists its product as uncharacterized. Bases 207 to 914 code for a protein of 235 amino acids. The record is from RefSeq and is a predicted model, not a curated record. Lineage: Eukaryota; Fungi; Ascomycota; Eurotiomycetes; Eurotiales; Aspergillaceae. The transcript has 3 exons.
UCAUUCUCCGAAAAGCAGAAGAAAUUUCAAGCUUCACUUAUUAUUUAGACUCCUAUUUGGGUCAUUAAAGCUCCUCAGUGAUUGAUCCCCUUUAUCAGUGCUCAAUAUAGAGGAAGGUUCAACCCAGUUCUUUCGGCGAAUCACCUCGAGGAGAUUUCCUUCUCGCCCAAAACUCAGUUCUCGGAUCGAUUAGAUCACUGAAUAGGAUGGCUUCCCCGAGCCUUUCGGACGUGUACUACGCCUGUGAUUAUGUGAUUGGAAAAACAUUGCUUUCGACUUAUAUUACUCUAGAAAACGCCUCCCAGGUGGAGCAAAAUACAGAAGGGAGGGUCCUUGAGGACAAAGUCAACCAGUUCCUAGAGAGGUUCGACUAUAGAAGAGCACUUCAAAGCCUGAAAAAUGAGUGCACCUUCCCAAGCGAGAAUGUUCAGUAUGAUUUCAGGAAAGACUUCUUUCGGGCGUUUGGCUUUCUGCAUCGCACAAAGCCAGAAGAACUUUAUAAAACCAUUACAGAGAACUGCAUCAUUCCAGAGAUCCAAGAUCUUGACGCAGAGAGACCUGAGGCUCACGCGGGGACCCUGCGAAGUGCAUCAAGCUCUAACCAUCGCGACGAAAAUUCGCCCCCGCCGUACUCCUAUGUGAGGACGGAGUCUGAGCAGACAAACAUCGAACUGCACCUUCCAGAACGAUCCAGUGUUGAGAUCUGGAGGUACACCUCUCGUUUGUGGGAAGAAGUCCAGUGCUGUAAUGAAGUACCUGAGGUCUAUGAUGAAAUGAUAAGCAGCUAUCCGACUCGAUUUAGAUGCGCGGUGAAGUUUCGUGGAAGGCAAGGCAGAGGAGAAGCUUCUAGCAAGAAACAAGCAAAGCACAUUGCUUCGAAAGACGUCUGCGAGCAACUGGGAAUUCACCUGUGA